Messenger RNA from Physcomitrium patens, 3195 nucleotides. RefSeq lists its product as uncharacterized. Gene Ontology annotation, molecular function: mRNA binding. The record is from RefSeq and is a predicted model, not a curated record. NCBI's taxonomy places the organism in Eukaryota, Viridiplantae, Streptophyta, Bryopsida, Funariales, Funariaceae.
AUCUCCACGUAUUUGUCAACCUGGAAAGCGUCUAGGAUAGCCUAACUGUGACGAAGAAGCUUGGGUCUGGAGUCACCCCUAUAAAAUGGCGGCCGCAGAGAAAUGUUUCCUUGUUCCUUUCUCUGCUAAGGGGUUUGGGGGUUAGGGUUUAAGACACGCGCUUGUAAUUCUGCCCCUUACCUGGGUGUGUGUUCAGCACCGUCAGUGACUUAAGGGUGUGCAUUGGUUUGCACCCAAAUCAUUUCUUGUAUUCAUAUACAUGGCGGGGGUUGGAGCUUCUCACCCCGCGGUUAGUGGGCUUUAGAGUUCAUGCUCUUAUUCAGCUUUAAAAGCAGUUGGGUCGGUGGGCUCUGGUUGCUGUCCUGGGUUUGUUUGUGCUUCAGGGAGAGGUCUGUGAGUGCGGGUUGUUGGUGAGAGACAUGGCCCUCUCGUGUAGCACUCAGAUAUUGCAGCGGUCAUGGCUUGUGUAUUUCAGACAGGGGACGAUGUGCUUGGUCUCUUCUUCUGCAAAUGUGGGACUUCGUAGUCGUUCAUUGACGUCGUACUCGCACAUUUUUAGGGCGCGUGCACGUCCAUCCCAGAGUUUUCUUCCAGCAUGGCGACAGCAACAUCGGUCGCUUGCAUUUGGUUUAAGGGGUAUUCGCGCAAUGUCUUCGUCCAGCCUAGACUCUGCGCAGGGCCAUGGUCAACUUGCAGUGGAUGUUCCUGCAAGUGCUGUGGAAGAAGAGAAAGUUGCGAAAGAUUUCAAUGAUGCACAUGAAGAUAGCAAGGUGACCGCAGCUGCAUCAAUGGAUGGAGAAGUGAAGGAUAACUUGUCAGAAUCUGUUGAGGAUUCUCCUAGAGUUGUACUAGAGGAUCAGGUACAGGAAGCAUUAUGCACUGUUGAUCUGUUAAACGAUGGAGAUCGUCCAGAGCUGGCGUUGGAAGACGAUGAAGCAGAGGACGGUGAAAAUCUGCACCCAUGGUCCGAAUGGAACAAGUACCUCAAUAUGCUGGAAGCCGGAGGUCACUUUAUCUUCGAGACCGAGACGCACGAUAAGAGGCCCAUGGUCAGACAAGAAGAUGACCUUGGUAAAAUCAAACGAGCUUCGAUGGCUUUCGCUCGCAACAGAGACGAUAUUAUCAAUGUACUCUCUCCUGAACUGUUACGGGAAAUUGCGGAAUUCGGCUGCCCAAGCACUGACCGGAAAGUCGUGAAUGCAGGCAAGCGGCUCAGAGUUUCUCUUGACAUUGACGAAGCCUCCGUCUGCAAACCAUGUGACAUUCGGAAUGCGUGUGAAAGAGCUUAUAACAAGCCUUCCAACAACGACGCAGCCGCAACUCAAGAUGUUGUCCGCCUUUUGGUGGCGUAUGCCUCGCUUGCGAAGUCGCCAUCCCGCUCUUUGCCUGCUGAAGUUGAAUCUGCUGCCAAGGAGUUGUUAUCUGAGGUUAUCAAGGCUAGUGAGACUCCUCGAGAUCCUUCUCUGCCCCUUCCUACUCCUCGCGCUGUGAAUCCUCCACCGCAGGAAAAGAAAAUUAGGAGAAAUUCUUACACGGAUAAUAUCGACAUGAAACCAGGCGAUUGGAAAUGUCCAGAAUGCAGCUUCAUAAACUUUUCAAGAAACAAGGAAUGCCGAGAGUGCCAGGAACGACGCCCUCAAGUAGAACUUCCACCUGGUGACUGGCAGUGUCCCGAUUGUGGCUUCAUCAACUUCUCUCGGAAUGUUGUCUGUCGGAAAUGUCAGACCAAAAAUACGAAGGCAGAGAUAAAGGAAGGAGAUUGGGAGUGUCCCAGAUGUAGGUUCCACAACUUCUCCAGAAACUCAGAAUGUUAUGAAUGCCGGACUGAGCGUCCAAGGGGAACCGGGAGAGCAUCUGACACGAGUUCUUCAAGGAGGUCUAGGCAAUAUGACAGAGAGAACUCAAGAAGUUCGUAUGGACGUACCGAAGAGCGUGGUCUCCAAUCGUAUGGUCAGUCUGAUUACGAGCGCUCAUCAGAACGAAGUCGACCCUUAUCUUCACGGUUAGAGGAGCGCAGCCGGCCCAGGGAUGUCUGGGAGAGACCCGCAUAUAAUGAUAGAGAGGUCGGACGUGAAAGUUUUGAUAGAUCUCGUGGCGCAGAGGGUGUUGUAGAUGGCCGUCGAAGGCAGCACGAGGAAUGGAAACCUACUAGGACGCAGACAAAACCUAGUCGAUUCAAUUUUGAUAUUAGCGAUGGCUCUGACGAAGAUUUGGCUAGCACCGUAAGUUCUGAUGACGAUUACAAAGAAUUAGAUUUCGGAGACCAAAAUGAAGACACUGAUCAUGAGGAUAGAGUGUUGGCGCGAGGUAGAGGCUCUUCUGGAAAGGUGUCUAGGGGGGGUCGUACAGACAACUGGAAUUCAGCAGUAUCGAGAAGGAGAAGCAAGUCAGAACCGCCUUCUAGAGGAUGGAAUCGCCGAGGAUCGGAGUUGGGUUCUAGUUCAGGAGAUGAGGGAGAUUUUGAAGAUUUUGAAGAUUUGGAUUUCGGUGAUGAUGACGAAGACCAGGAUUUUGCGGUAUCAUCUGGCCGAAGUGGGCCAGGAAGAGGUAGUGGGAGGUCCAGAGCCCCAUGGGCUAGAGACGACGACAGCUUGGAUUUCCGAGGAGCACCAAGGGAUGCAUACUCAGACGACGAGGGUGACAGUCGCUCUUUCAGGGGUAGGGAUGACUCAUGGUCAUCCAGAGGCAGAGGUGGUGGCCGUGGAGGCGGCAGAGGUUCAUUUGGUGGCCGAGGUGGACGAGGUCGAGGCGGUGGUGGUGGUGGUGGCAGGGGAUCGUACGAAGGCUCUUCCUCCCGUGGAGGUCGCGGUGGAGGUGGUGGCCGUGGCGGUGGCGGCCGCAGAGGUGGAGGCCGAGGGGGCGGCGGUCGCGGAGGUGGUUUCAGAGGCCGCGGGAGGUAGAAUCCUUUCCUGAAUGAGUUACUGUGAAGUACCCACUUCUUAGCUGGAAUAAAAUCCCAACAUUCAAGAGUAGUUUUAUUUGAGGAGGCCUUCAGAUUCUCGUGCAAUUCUUUCCAACACCUACAUCUUCCCGCAAGAAAGCAAGUAUUUCAAGAGAUUGGUAGUUUAAGUUGAGGUUUUCUCCCUAUAAAUUUCAACAUCACGGUUUGUUGCAAACCAGUGCCACUGUAACGGCAUUCACACAUAUUUUAGUUUGUUCAAGGCACAUUUUUUGCAGUGUCGAGUACUCCGUUUU